Aspergillus heteromorphus CBS 117.55 is the source of this 1605-nucleotide messenger RNA. RefSeq names its product MFS transporter. Gene Ontology annotation, molecular function: transmembrane transporter activity. The record is from RefSeq and is a predicted model, not a curated record. Lineage: Eukaryota; Fungi; Ascomycota; Eurotiomycetes; Eurotiales; Aspergillaceae. The transcript has 9 exons. Gene Ontology annotation, cellular component: membrane. The coding region runs from base 21 to 1496 and encodes 491 amino acids. Gene Ontology annotation, biological process: transmembrane transport.
CCUCCCUGGCUGCGAGGGCGAUGGCUCCCACGAUGGUCCUGCCGGCGGUCGAUCUCACCCCCAGAGACCAGCAUGGAGCCUACCGCGACGACUACGAGGUCCGCUGGGACGAGAACGACGCCGCCAACCCGCAUAACCUGACCUCGAGGCGCAAGUGGGCCGUGGUGAUCCUGGUCUCCUCCAUGACCCUGUGCGUUUGCGUCACCAGCUCCCUGUACACGACCACCUACAAGCACACCAUGGCCGAAUUCGGCUGCUCUCGCAUCGUCGCAACCCUCGGACUGAGCUUCUACAUCGCGGGGCUGGGCUGGGGGCCCUUGGUCAUGAGCCCCUUGUCGGAGUUCUACGGCCGACGGCCCAUCUACCUCAUUUCGCUGCCGCUGUUCAUCGUCUUCCUCGUCCCUUGCGCCGUCGCACGGAAUAUUCAGACAAUGCUGGUGGCCCGGCUGCUGGAUGGACUCGCUGGCGCGGCCUUUACCUCGGUCGCGGGCGCAACUGUGGGGGAUAUGUACAGCAAGAGCACCUUGCACUUCCCCAUGCUGGUCUACACGGCGUCGCCUUUCACCGGGGCUAGUCUGGGGCCGAUUCUCGGAGGACUGAUAAACUCAUGGGCGUCUUGGCGGUGGUCUUUCUACUUCCUGCUCAUCUGGGCCUCCCUGCAAGCGAUCCUCGUGAUGCUCUUUGUCCCGGAGACGUAUCACCCAGUGCUGCUUCGCAACAGGGCUCGGAAGUUGCGCGAGGAGACGGGGGACGAUCGAUGGAGAGCCCCUAUCGAAAAGCUGGAUCGAUCAGUCCUCAAGACAGUUCUUCGCUCCCUCUAUCGCCCGUUUAUGCUGCUCUCGCUGGAGCCCAUGUGUCUCAACCUCUGUGUGCUGUCCGCCAUCGCUCUAGGUGUCCAAUACCUCUUCUUCGGGGCAUUUGGGGUCGUCUACGGCAAUGCCUACAAUUUCGGGCUCUGGCAGACCGGACUGGCAUUCUCCGGUCUUUUUGUAGGCAUGGUGUUGGCGGUUGCUGUGGACCCAUGGUGUCGCAAACUCUACCCAUACUUCUCCCGCCAACAAGACGAGCAAGACGAGGCUGCGAGCCAGGACCCGGAAUGCCGUCUGCCCCCGGCCAUCAUCGGGGCUCCGCUCCUUACAAUCGGGUUGUUCUGGUUUGGAUGGACAGCUGUACCCUCGAUCCAUUGGAUUGUGCCGAUCAUCGGGAGCGCCGUUUUUGGAGCUGGAAUGAUAUUUGUGUUCCAAGGCGUCUUCACCUUCUUCGUGGAUGCGUACCCACUAUAUGCUGCCAGUGCCCUGGGUGCCAACAGCUUUACCCGAAGCACAUUUGCAGCGGCGUUUCCCUUGUUUGGGGUGGCGAUGUACCACAAACUGGGUGACCAGUGGGCAACGUCCCUCCUGGCCUUCCUCAGCCUGGCUAUGGCGCCAUUUCCAUAUGUAUUUUUUCGAUACGGGAAGAGGAUACGACGGAGAAGUCGCUUUGCUACGAAAAAAUGAAAGGAGAAACAGAAAGCCCGGAGGGUAAUGUUGAUCAUCAAGCCAGAGACGGGUAGUUAGAGAAGCAAUUUGUGCCAGGUGAUCUGUUACGACGUGUAUCAGGGUAGAU